GCGCGGCGGCCGCGGGCCGGCGCUGCUCUCGGCAGCGGCGGGAGCCGCUCGGUUGCUCUUUCACGGCCCUGCCGUGGGACGGGAGCCGGCUGUGCUCCCUGUCCCCGGGCGAGCGGGCUGUGCUCCCGGUCCCCGGGCGAGCGGGCUGUGCCCCCCACCCCGCAGGGAGCCAUGAGUGUUUCUCUUGUAGAAGUAAACAGGGCCUUGGAGUGGGAAGCUUCCUGAAUAAAUACUGCAGCUGACAGACUUAACAUAAAGCCUAGAAGAGCUGCAAAUGCUGCCCUGUGGAGAACCCACGACUUGUGGUAGCACCAGGUGAAUCUCAGCACUGACAGAUCAGUAGGUGACAACAAGGAACACGUGUGGAAGCCACGAUGACACGCCUCACCCAUCUACUGCUCAGGAAGUUGUUGAGCUUCCCACCUCAGCAUGUGCCAGGGCGAUUGACUCCGAGCAAGGGUGCUGUCCUCAGUCCAAAGCAGUUGUCUCUGAGGCAGAGCUGCAGUGCAAGACCUGGGCUCGUGACUGCCACUGAUAUGGUCAACUACUGGCAGAAGGUGUUUGAGACAAAUGGGAUCCCUGAAGCACGAGAAUCUAGUCAAUAUAUUGUGUCAUUUGUCCUGGGAGCAAAAACAUUUCAGAGCCUGGAUUCCAAAAGUCUCUACACUCCACUUACAGCAGUGCAGCAGGAGCAAAUCCAGCAGCUGAGCCACAAGCGGCUACAAAGGAUGCCAGUGCAGUACGUGCUUGGAGAGUGGGACUUCCAGGACCUGACCCUGAAGAUGAGACCCCCAGUAUUUAUUCCACGGCCUGAAACAGAGGAUCUUGUCUCUUUUGUUGUGGAGGAAGAAUUUCAGAGAUGUGAGAAUUCAGCCCUAUGUUUCCCAGUUCCUGUUCCUCAUCCUGUGAUCCUGGAAAUAGGCUGUGGCUCUGGAGCAAUUGCUCUGAGUCUGCUCUGCAAACUGCCUCAGAGCAGAGUCAUAGCCAUGGAUAAAGAGGAGGCUGCUGUGGAUCUCACCAGGGAGAAUGCACACAGGCUGCAACUCCAAGAAAGGAUUCACGUCAUCCACCAAAAUGUUUCACACAGUUCUGCCAAACAGCUGCUGCUCUGGGGCCCCAUAGAUGUCAUAGUCAGUAACCCCCCAUAUGUUUUCCAUGAAGACAUGGCUUCCUUGGAUGCAGAAAUCCUCCGCUAUGAGGACCUUGAUGCACUGGAUGGGGGAGAUGAUGGCAUGAGAGUCAUCAAAACAAUUCUGGCUUUGGCUCCUUCUCUUCUGAAGGUUUCUGGGAGUGUAUUUCUGGAAGUUGAUCCCAGGCAUCCAGAUAUGGUGGAGCACUGGCUACAGGCACACCCAGACUUACUGCUCACCCUCCGUGCCAUUCACAAGGACUUCUGUGGCAAGCCUAGGUUUCUGCACAUCCAGAAACAAAGCAGCUGACAAGUGUGUCAGAAACAGCUCUCCUUGCAGGAUGCUUUUUGCUCUUGAGCCUGGCUAAACAGCUUGUUGAAAACUUCUUCUGCCUUGUGAAAAGAAUCUCCAUUCCCCAGAGUGCUGGACUCUCCAUGCAGUGACAGACCCCUCAUUUCCUGACACAAAUUUCAUCCAGAGAUGCAGAAGUUCAGCUGAGCGUGUGGAAGUGUUUCACCUUCCUCAGGGAACUGCAUGAAACAUUUUGGUCUGUUCUGCUAAAGUGACUCAAUCAUCUCAGGACCCAAGACAGAAGAGUUCACAGCUCCAGAUUAAAAAUACAGCUUCUCAACGUGCCAGAUCACCCAUUUGGCCUAGAAAGAAUUUAAUUUUUUUUUUUAAUUGGCCUUGAGAUGCAUUUAUAUAGAAUGUGGCCAGAUGGGAUGAUGAAUCCAAACUCUGGCUUAUGUUGGCACAGGGAUUUGCAGGUAUAACAGGACAUAACUGAUGUGCACAUUUCAAAUGCAGUUCUGUUCCAGGAUCCUGGUGCUCCAAUAGCAAACAGCCUUUGUUUCCCACUCCUGCUGAGUGAUUGUCACUGAAGGAUCAGUGCACAUGUUACAGAACCUGAAUUUACAGCCCUUGACACUUGGUGGAUGCUGCCAGAAGCAGUCACAGCAUUGUAAUAAAGAUAGUGCUUCAGAUCAGGCUCCUUAAAAGAAUUGCACUGCAGUUAUUCAGAGAUGCUGGCAGACCUGAAUAAACAUCUGGCACCCACACAUUGCUCUGAUAGUAAUAGAAAUGUCUACGUUCCAUGUGAGGCAUUUAAUUGCAAGACUUUACAGAGAAGGCCAGAGUCACUACUCCAGUUUCGCAGACGGAGAAGUUGAAAAACGGGAGGUGAAAUGACAUGUACAAAAUUGGACAGUACUGGAGUACGACCCAGUCUCUUGACAGGCGUGGGGAUAGCUGAUGUCUGUCUCUUUGGGAAGGAUGACUCAGACUAGGGCUACCGGAAACAGCACUGAGAGAAGUGCCUGAAGUGGACAGUCAGCAUCAUGUCAGUAUAAAUAAUGGCAGGAUUAAAUUCAA
Corvus hawaiiensis (hawaiian crow) is the source of this 2501-nucleotide messenger RNA. RefSeq names its product HemK methyltransferase family member 1 (gene HEMK1). Gene Ontology annotation, cellular component: mitochondrion. The record is from RefSeq and is a predicted model, not a curated record. Gene Ontology annotation, molecular function: nucleic acid binding; protein methyltransferase activity. The transcript has 12 exons. Gene Ontology annotation, biological process: protein methylation. Bases 375 to 1439 code for a protein of 354 amino acids. NCBI's taxonomy places the organism in Eukaryota, Metazoa, Chordata, Aves, Passeriformes, Corvidae.